This is a messenger RNA of Ectocarpus sp. CCAP 1310/34, 1522 nucleotides long. NCBI's taxonomy places the organism in Eukaryota, Phaeophyceae, Ectocarpales, Ectocarpaceae. The record is from the annotation of a GenBank genome assembly.
AUGACAUCUUGGGAACACGAUGCACAAAAGCACGGCCGACAACUGCUGCAUGCAGCCUCAACGCGUACUGGCGGUGGUCUUCCAGUUAUAUCCCCCGAGGACACCACGAAUUGCAAGGUGCUGGAGGUAGCGAGCGAUGGUCAUUGCGCUCUGCACCGCAUCUACAGGCUGCUGCACCCCGAGCGAGAUAGCGUCUUCGGUGCACUAGCAAGCGAGACAACACAGACCCGCAAAGACGUCGUCCUCGAAAUGAUAGCUGCUGUUUUCUCUGAGGACUACGAGCAGCUAGUGGNUCCAGUUAUAUCCCCCGAGGACACCACGAAUUGCAAGGUGCUGGAGGUAGCGAGCGAUGGUCAUUGCGCUCUGCACCGCAUCUACAGGCUGCUGCACCCCGAGCGAGAUAGCGUCUUCGGUGCACUAGCAAGCGAGACAACACAGACCCGCAAAGACGUCGUCCUCGAAAUGAUAGCUGCUGUUUUCUCUGAGGACUACGAGCAGCUAGUGGACAACACGGUGGUGUCUGGCGAGGAAAUGCUGAGACUUGGCAAGCUCGGCUACGAGAGGGGUUUCUACCGAAAGCGCACCCCCUCCGCCGGCCGAGCUGCUAGCGCUGUAAGACCCAAACCACUGAAGACUAUGCGACAGGUGGUGGCGGGCAUCGAUGAUCAACUGGAGCACGAUUACUUGGCAGUAGGUCAGCUAGCGUUAGUAGCUGCGGUGAAACGUUGCAAUAUCGCGGUCUGGGAAGCAAAAACUGGAGGUGGACUUCGAAUCGUGGAAAUAGGCGACAUCACGGGCAUUUUCGUUGGCGAUCUUAACCGGGAUGAGUAUCUGCACCUGGUGUACAAUUACUUCGGGGGCUACAAAGCAGCUACGUAUGCUGCGGGGACGGCUACAGUGCGCACCCCAACCAGCAGCAACGUGGCGGAAAGAAAACUCAACCACUUGAGCGCCAUCGUUAUCCCACAAGAAUCCGUCCCAUGGGCAAAGCCGUACAUGCUUCAACGGCGAUCCUCUGGUGGAUCUGUCUUUGGGCACGAGAAACCUCCAGACAGUUUUUGCCCGUGCCCGACCACAUCGGAAAAGUGUCCGAUGAAACAUCAGGGCUCUCCCGUGCCGAUCGACGUGGAUGACGAGACCGAGACAAGCAGCAGCGUGCGAUCACGACCUUCUGCUGGAGGUUCCCGGCCCGUCAAAACGGCGUCACCCAGGGAUGUACCGGAGCGGAAGGCAACGCCGCGCUGGGAAAGCGGUGAUGAACCCCACGCGGAAGAUGCUGCGGGGUCGGAGACGCUAGAGGGAGGUGGUGCCGGCGUAGCUCCCUCAAAAAUGAAGCGUGGAACGCGGGGGCGCCGCAGCACUUGCACUGCAAAAUUCGCAAGCGGCCCUAAGCAAGCCGGCAGGGUAGUCGGAGCCGAGCCUGAGGGGGACGACGACAUGAGUGACGGCGGUAGUGAGGGCGAGUUUCCGGGGGACGCAGCAGACUACGACCAGGAUGUAUUCGUGAGUGGCAAGAGCCCUC